Molecule: messenger RNA, 1012 nt
Organism: Megalops cyprinoides (Indo-Pacific tarpon)
Lineage: Eukaryota; Metazoa; Chordata; Actinopteri; Elopiformes; Megalopidae
Product: complement C1q-like protein 3
Exons: 2
Coding region: 226-993 (255 amino acids)
Molecular function (GO): protein binding
Source: RefSeq, a predicted model, not a curated record
GCACGCAUCAGCACAAACAAGUGAGGGAAAGAAAAAAAAAACUUGAGGGGCUCUGCCCGGAAAGUUAAUUAACAUUACAACACAGAAUAGACCCUGUUUCUUGGCUUAAAGGAUCCCACAUCAACCAGCAAAAUUUCGUCCAAAAGUAGACAAGAGGAUCGCCCUGCGCUGACAAGACUAGUCGGCAGGAAGCGACUGUUAGCAGCCGGGGUUCUAGGAGUCGUCAUGGUCUUAGUCUUGGUGAUUCUGAUCCCGGUUUUAGUCAACUCCGCCGGGACGUCCGCUCGCUAUGAAAUGCUCGGCACCUGCCGGAUGGUCUGUGAUCCCUAUGGGACUAAAUCUCCAGCCACCGCCACGGCAGAUACCGUCAGAGAUAACCGCCUCGUCCAGUCUCUGCCCACCUUCAUCCAAGGUCCGAAAGGAGAGCCGGGACGCUCGGGAAAGGCUGGCCCCCGGGGGCCUCCAGGGGAACCAGGACCACCUGGUCCUACGGGCCCGCCAGGACCGCAAGGAGAACCCGGGCGGCCCGGAUUACCUGGACCACCGGGGGCGAACGGCGCUACGGGGGCAAUCAGCGCGGCUACCUACAGCACAGUUCCCAAAAUAGCGUUCUACGCUGGCCUUAAGAAACAGCACGAGGGUUACGAGGUGCUGAAAUUCGAUGACGUGGUCACAAACCUGGGCAACCACUACGACCCCACCACAGGGAAAUUCACCUGCUCCAUCCCAGGGAUAUACUUCUUCAUCUACCACGUCCUGAUGCGAGGAGGGGACGGGACUAGCAUGUGGGCCGAUCUUUGUAAAAACAACCAGGUUCGGGCCAGCGCCAUCGCUCAGGACGCGGAUCAGAACUACGACUACGCCAGCAACAGCGUGGUUCUACACCUGGAGCCCGGGGACGAGAUCUACAUCAAACUGGACGGGGGCAAGGCCCACGGCGGGAACAAUAACAAGUAUAGCACCUUCUCCGGGUUCAUCAUUUACGCCGAUUAGCGGGGGUUCCCCCUCUUCC